This is a messenger RNA of Lymnaea stagnalis (great pond snail), 213 nucleotides long. The record is from the annotation of a GenBank genome assembly. Lineage: Eukaryota; Metazoa; Mollusca; Gastropoda; Lymnaeidae.
AUGCUUCUCUUCCCAGCCUGCAACUGUAACCUGCACGCGCGCCGGUGCCGGUUCAACCUUGAACUGUUUCAGCUGUCCGGCUACAAGAGUGGCGGAGUUUGCCUUAUGUGCAAGCACAAUACCGCCGGCCGAAACUGCAACUACUGCAAGGAGGGCUACUACCGUGACAAGAGCCGGCCCAUCACCCACAGACAGGCCUGUAAAGGUAUCUCA